AUGCUAAGCAGAAACAUAGGUAUAUCGACGCUUACUAAAAGAAUAAAUAUUGCCAGAGGAAUUGGCAGCUUACGGGUGUACACCAGGCUCAACAGCUCGAUGUCUUCUCAAGUACCUCCUCAGAAACGUCCCGUCACUGUGGAUAGAGAAUUUCCAGAUCCUUUCAAAGCCAAGAAGCAAAAUAGAAUAUACUUUUUAGCAUACGGGUUAGGGGUAACGUUGGCAUGUGUCGUCAUCUUCAACUACGAAAAGACAUCGUCUCCAAUCAUUAAUUCGGUCAUGUACUUUUUAAGAAGAUCGCAAAAUGCCAAGCAACUGUUGGGUGACAACAUCAACUUCAAGCAGUCGUGGCCAUGGAUAUGGGGGACCUUAAAUACUGUCAGAGGUGAUAUUGACAUCGAAUUUUCUGUUCAAGGGUCCCAGAACUCGGGAAUAUUGAAAUUAAAGGCUACUCGUGAAUCAAAGUUACAUCCCUUCCACAUCCACCAUUGGGUUUUGCAAAUAAAUGACGCCCAGAAAACCCAAGUCAAUCUCCUUGAAGAUACGUCUGUUGACUUCGGUCUUUAA
Messenger RNA from Debaryomyces fabryi, 567 nucleotides. RefSeq lists its product as uncharacterized. Gene Ontology annotation, biological process: mitochondrial respiratory chain complex IV assembly. The record is from RefSeq and is a predicted model, not a curated record. Bases 1 to 567 code for a protein of 188 amino acids. NCBI's taxonomy places the organism in Eukaryota, Fungi, Ascomycota, Pichiomycetes, Serinales, Debaryomycetaceae. The transcript has a single exon. Gene Ontology annotation, cellular component: mitochondrial inner membrane.